AUGAGCGAAAAAAUUCAAAUAAGUAAAACUAAAGAUGUAUCGGAUGAAGCUCAUCAGGUAUUAAUAGUUGAUGGAAGUGACGUUCAAACAAAGGUUGGUCAUGUUGCAAAAUUUCAUCCAAGUGGAGAACAAAAUAUUGUAGUUGAUGAAAUAGUUCAAUAUAAAAAACCGAAAGAAAAUAAUGAAUUUAUUGGAUUAACUGCUGAGGAAUUAAAAGCAUAUAUAAAUGAUCCAAAAUGGAAACGUAUUCGUUUAAUAAUUGCAUUAUUAUAUAUUUUAUUACUUAUAGCACUUCUAAUUGGUUCAAUUCUUUUAAUUAUAUACACUCAACGUUGUCCACCGAAACCUGUACUUGAAUGGUAUCAAAAAGAUAUUAUUUAUGAAAUUGAUGUAUCAACAUUUCGCGAUUCGAAUGGUGAUGGAAUUGGAGAUAUUAAAGGUAUUCAAGAAAAAUUACCUUAUUUUGAAAAAAAUAAUAUUAAAUCAAUUCUUUUACAAUCAUCAAUAUUCAAUGUCUCAGGUGGUACAUCAAUUAAAUUAGAUGGACAAAUUCCUCAUGAUAAAAAUAUCGAUUUAAAGGUAGUUGAUCCAAAUGUUGGAGGCGAUAAUGAUUUACAAGAAUUAGCAAAAAUUCUUAAUCGAAAAGAUAUGCGUUUGAUAAUUGAUUUACCAUUAGCAUCGACACACGAUCCCAAUGGUGUUUUAUGGUAUGGUUCUUUAUCUCUUCCUUCAAAAAUCGAACAACCAUGUCGUGGAGGAACUGAUAAUCUUGGUUGUCAGUAUUUGACAUCAUAUGGUCGAUUACCACUUGAUUUUAACCAAGAGGAAGUAUCCUCGGCAGCAGACGAUCGUAUUCGUUAUUGGUUAUCAACCAAGAAAAUUGAUGGAAUUCGUGUUAAUCUUCCACUUGAAUAUAAUCAACAAACUCGUUUAUAUACCAUCUCAUAUCGUACAAUUAAACAUUGGUCUGAAAUUAAAACUGAAAUUGAAAAAGCAGCUAAACCAAAAUUAUUUUUAUUUGAUAUACCAUUUGGUUUACAACGUUCAAUUGAAACUGAUGAUUUACACAAUAAAACCGCACAUUCAUUAUUUUUAUUAGAUCCAUCACAAAGAUCAAAUAUCAAUGCUGAGUCAUUGAAUACAAGAAUACAAUCAUUUGAGAAUAAUAAUAGACCUAAACCACAAUUUUGGCAGUUAGGAUCAAUACGAAAAAGUGAUGAUAUUGGUACUAUCAAUGAAAAUCAAUUAUCAAAAGAAAUGAUUUUAACUAUGGGUAUGUUAUUUGGUGGAACACCAAUUAUACUUUAUGGAGAAGAAAUUGGUCUUGAUCAAAAAUCUACACCUUUAAUGUCAUGGACAUCUGAUAGUGUAACCGGAGGAUUUUGUGCACGAAAUGCAGCAGAUUGUGAAAAUCAUUUGAAAAAUAAUUAUAAAAUAGCUAAAACAAGUGUUAAACGUCAAGAAGCAUUAGGUGGUGUAAAGAGAGAUUCCUUAUUAACUGUUUUUCGUCAUUUGGCUAAAUUACGUCAACAAGAAUCAUUUCAAUUUGGUGUAUUAGAAACAGGUUUUCAUGCCGAUUCAAAUUCAUUUUGGUUUAUAAGAGAAGCACCUGGUCAUCGAGGAUAUGUUGUUUUAUUCAAUUUAAAGAAACAAAAAGAGGGUAUUGCUCAUAUAUCAUUACGCGAAUUAACAGAACAUGAUGUACCACAUCAUGUUCAUUAUGAAUAUCAAUGGCCAACUGCAUAUUUACCAACAUCAAACGAUACUCAUAUUGAUUCGGAUAAUUUACUAAUUCAUCCUCAAUCAAUUAAUAUAUUUUGGUGGACAGCAAAACUUAUUAAACCAAAUGUUUUAUUUAAAAAUGCAAAAGAACAUACACACACGCAUUAA
Molecule: messenger RNA, 1890 nt
Organism: Adineta steineri
Lineage: Eukaryota; Metazoa; Rotifera; Eurotatoria; Adinetida; Adinetidae
Source: the annotation of a GenBank genome assembly